AGGGCAAGGGCUAUGCAUCCAGUCUCAAGAGGCAGCGAUUUGCCAAGUACUUUGAGCAGUGCAUGUCGAUUGUGGAGACCGGAGAGCGACCCACAUCUUCACUCGGAGGCGAUCUGUUUAUUGCAUAUGGCAUUGUUGGACGCAAGCCAUCGCCCCCACAGAGUGCUUUCUCGCCUCUGCGGAUCGCUCCAGCUGCGGGGCGAUAUCCGGCAGCACCAGCCCAAGUAUUCAUCCGUGGAUCAUGGCGAAACGCGUCAAACUCCGAUUGAGUCUGUGGGGCAUGUUGCGGAUGCUGGGUCCCCAAGUCGAAACGGAGAAAUGAUUUGAAAUGGCGGCUGUUCGGAUUGCACCGCUCCGCAAAAGCAUUUCUGUUCUGGGGUUCUGCUCGAUCCUCGCUUCGACUCCAUCACCCCAUCCAUCCUGCCAUGCCAACUGCAACCUGGAACGGCGUCGUCAUCGCCCAGUCCGACCAGUUCGAGACUGUCGAGGGAAACAUCUACUUCCCCGUCGACUCGCUCGACAAGCAAUACAUCAAGCCGUCGACGACCCAGACCGUCUGCUCCUGGAAGGGAGUCGCAAGCUACUAUACCCUCGUCGUGAAGGGCAAGGAAAACCCAGACGCCGUCUGGUUCUAUGCCGACCCCAAGCCAGCAGCCAAGAACAUUGCCGGGCAUGUUGCCUUCUGGAAGGGGGUGACUGUGACUCCCUGAACCACUGCGAUAGCCAGGGUUUCGGCCAGUCAUUUCCCUCCAAAUAGCCUUCGCCUCGACCAGAAAGCAGGCGUCGAUGCUGUUUUGCUGGCGGAAUAGGUGUCCCGUUUCGAUACCUGAUCUCCAAUACUUGAUCUCCAAUAAAUUCGUCAGAGUUUUAAGCUUGC
Polychytrium aggregatum is the source of this 877-nucleotide messenger RNA. RefSeq lists its product as uncharacterized. Lineage: Eukaryota; Fungi; Chytridiomycota; Chytridiomycetes; Polychytriales. The transcript has 4 exons. The record is from RefSeq and is a predicted model, not a curated record. The coding region runs from base 426 to 710 and encodes 94 amino acids.